AUGGCUGACUUCGGUCAAAAGUUCAUAAAGACGACCUCAAAAUGCAACUAUGAGGGUUCCUGGCCAAGGUUUGCUUUAGCGCGGUCCUUCUGUCUUACCCUAGGUGCUUUCACGGAAUUUGUGGAUGCUUUUGCUGCACCUGCAACAGCUGGGUGUUAUUGGGGAACACGGGGCAAUGCGUUAGAGUACUUGGGGAGCAUAGGGGAGAAUCAGUUCGAGCCUGAAACUCCUAGUUUCUUAAAGCCCGAGACCCGUAGUUCACAAAAUCUUGAGACUCCUACUUUCUCAAAGACCGAGGCCCCUACUUUCUCAAAAUCGGAGAUCCCUACUUUGUCAAAGCCUGAGACUCCUACUUUCUCAAAGCCUGAAACCCCUAGUUUCUCAAAGCCCGAGACCCCUAGUUCCCAAAAGCUUAAGACUCCUACUUUUUCAAAGCCCGAGACUCCUACUUUCUCAAAACUGGAGACCCCUAGUUUCUCAAAACCUGAGACUCCUACUUCUCCAAACCCCGAAACCCCUACUUUGUCAAAACCCAAAACUCCUACUUUCUCAAAUCCCGAGAUCCCAACUUUUUCAAAGCCAAAGACCCCUAGUUUCUCAAAAUCUGAGACUCCAACUUCUCAAAACCCGAGACUCCUAACACCAACUUUCUCAAAUCCUGAGACUCCGAGUUCCCUAAAGUCUGAGACCCGAACUUUCCAAAAGCCUGAAAUCCCAAGUUCUCCAAAGCUCAAGACCCGAAGUUCUUCAAAGCCUGAGACCCCUAGUUUCUCAAAGCCCGAGACCCCUAGCUUCUCCAAGUCCGAAACUCCUAGUUCUUCAAAGCCUGAGAUGCCAUGUUCCUCAAAACCUGAGAUUCCUAGAUUUUCAAAACCUGAAACUCUAACUUUUUCAAAGCUUGAGACUCCAAGUUCCCCAAAGUCGGAGACCCCUACUUUCUCAAAGCCUGAAAUCCCAAAUUCUCCAAAUCCCGAGACCCCAAGUUCCCCUAAGCCUGUGACCCCUAGAUUUUCAAAACCCAAAACUCCUAGCUUCUCAAAGCCCGAGACUCUUAGCUUUUCAAAAUCUGAGACCCCAACCCGAGGCUCCAAGUUCUUUAACGCCCGAGACACCAAGUUUCUCAAAACCUGUGAUCCUAGUUUCUCAAAGCCUGAGACUCCAAGUUCUCCAAAGCCUGAGAUUCGAAGUUUUGCAAAGCCCGAGACCCCUAGUUUCUCAAAGCCCGAGACUCCUAGUUUCUUAAAACCCAAGACUCCAAGUUCCCCAAAGCCUGAGACCCCUAGUUUUUCAAAACCCGAGACCCCUAGUUCUCCAAAUCUUAAGGCUCCAAGUUCUCCAAAGUCACAGGCCCCUAGUUUCUCAAAGCCUGAAACUUCUAGUUUCUCAAAGAAGCCCGAGACGUCAAACCCAAGACUCCAAGUUUCUCAACGCCCCGAGACUCCUACUUUCUCAAAGCCCGAGACCCCAAGUUCCUCAAAAUCUGAGACUCCAAGUUUCUCAAAGCCCAAGACCCCUAGCUCUUUUAAGCCUGAGACUCCUAGCUUUUCAAAGCCCGAGACACCAAGUUCUCCAAAGUUCGAGACUCCUAGUUCCCAAAAGCCCGAGACUCCAAGUUCUCCAAAGACCGAGAAUCCAAGUUCCCCAAAGACCAAAACUCCAAAUUUCCCAAAGCCUGAGACCCCAAGUUCCCUAAAGCCCAAUACACUUAGUUUCCCAAAGCUUGAUACCCCAAGUUUCUCAAAACCCAAGACCCCAAGUUCUGAGACCUCGAGUUUUCCAAAACCUGAAACUACUAGUUCCCAAAAGCCUGAGACGCCGAAUUCCCCAAAGUUUGGUACGCCAAGUUUGCCUAAGUUUGAGAUGCCAAGUUAUCCAAAUUUCGAGACUAUUAGUUUCUCAAAACCUGAGACCUCUAAUUCCUCAAAGCAUAAGAUUCCAACAACCCCAGAACUCAAGACUCCUAGUGUCUCCAUGCCUGAAAUACCAAGUGUUCCAAAGCGUGAGCUACCAACCACCCCAAAGCCUGAGAUCCCAACUUUUACAAAGCCUGAAUUACCAGUUGUUUCAAAUCCUGAGAUUCUAAUUAUUCCUCUUCAUUCACAUUCUUCAUCUGUUACUGUGUUCAAUGGAUUGAACAUCUCUGAAUGGCAUGAACAAGUCCAGUGUCACUUAGGUGUGAUGGAUUUUGACUUGGCUCUGCUGAAUGACAAACCUACUGCCAUUACUGAUAAGAGCAGUGAGGAUGAGAAGUCUUUUCAUAAAUCAUGGGAACGCUCUAACACAUUAAGCCUUAUGUUUAUGCGAAUGACUGUUGCUAACAACAUUAAUAGUACUAUUCCACAAACAGAAAGCGGUAGGGAAUACCUGAAGUUUGUGAAUGAACGUUUUCGUUCUGCUGAUAAGUCUCUCGCUGGUACACUAAUGGCUGAACUCAUGAUCAUGAAGUUUGAUGGGUCGCAUAGUAUGCAAAAUCAUAUCAUCGAGAUGACUAACAUUACAUUAAGACUUCGGACCUUGGGGAUGAAAGUGGAUGACACCUUCUUAGUUCAGUUUAUUCUGAACUCGUUGCCUCUUGAGUAUGGACCAUUCCAAAUUAACUAUAACACUAUUAAGGAUAAGUGGGAUGUUAUUGAAUUGUCCGGCAUGCUUAUUCAAGAGGAGUCAAGACUUAAGAAACAAGGAGGUCAUUCCAUUAACCUCAUGGGUCAAGGAGCUGGUAAAGGACUUAAAGUGAAGGCCAAUAAGUUUAAGAAAAAAAAAAGCACCUGCUAA
Molecule: messenger RNA, 2772 nt
Organism: Solanum tuberosum (potato)
Lineage: Eukaryota; Viridiplantae; Streptophyta; Magnoliopsida; Solanales; Solanaceae
Product: proline-rich extensin-like protein EPR1
Exons: 8
Coding region: 1-2772 (923 amino acids)
Source: RefSeq, a predicted model, not a curated record